AUGCAGCACCAGGCAUGUCAAGAAUGCUCAACAGGGAAAGAGGGAGAGAGAGAGAGCCAAGGAAAGCGGCGGAAGCCAGGGGAGCGGGCAGUCUUGGCAGGGAAGCCAUCCCCCCUGCUGCGGGGGAACCUCGCUCGCAGCCCGGCCGGGUCCGAGAGUGGUCCGGCGCCCAGGCCGUACGGGGGGCUGUUCGGGUGGAGGUGGGGGAGCAGCCGGGCCAGGAAAACAGGAGCCGCUUGGGGGCUGGAGCUGCAGGAGCAGGCAGCCUCUUCCCAAGAUGUUUUUGGUGUGGGAAAUGCUACUGCCUGUGUCUUACAUGAAAUUAUCUAUGUCAUUGGUGGCCACUGCGGCUACGGAGGAAGCUGCACCUAUGAGAAGGUCCAGAGCUCCGAUUCAGAUAUCAACGAAUGGAGCAUCAUCAUCACCUCCAGUCCACAUCCAGAAUAUGGACUGUGCUCAGUUCCAUUUGAAAAUAAGCUCUAUGUAGUCGGUGGGCAAACUACAAUCACAGACUCUGACCCUGAACAAAAUGAGUGGAGAGGGAGAGCUCUCAUAAUGGAAAGGAGGAUGGAGUGUGGUGCUGUCAUCAUGAAUGGGUGCAUUUAUGUCACUGGAGGAUACUCCUGCUCCAAGGGAACAAGUCUUCAGAGCAUUGAGAAAUAUGAUCCAGAUCUUAAUAAGUGGGAAAUAGUGGGCAGUCUCCCAAGUGCCAUGAGGUCUCAUGGGUGUGUUUGUGUGUAUAAUGUCUGAUUGAAUCUGCAGAAAUGACCAGGUAAUCACCGUUUCGGA
Molecule: messenger RNA, 789 nt
Organism: Propithecus coquereli (Coquerel's sifaka)
Lineage: Eukaryota; Metazoa; Chordata; Mammalia; Primates; Indriidae
Product: kelch-like protein 23
Molecular function (GO): protein binding
Source: RefSeq, a predicted model, not a curated record